Messenger RNA from Achroia grisella, 2892 nucleotides. Its product is annotated as heparan-alpha-glucosaminide N-acetyltransferase-like. The record is from RefSeq and is a predicted model, not a curated record. Lineage: Eukaryota; Metazoa; Arthropoda; Insecta; Lepidoptera; Pyralidae. The transcript is spliced from 10 exons. Bases 162 to 1871 code for a protein of 569 amino acids.
AAUUCUGUGAAAGCAAUUCUCUAAUUAAAUUAAUUACACUGUGCAAUUCCAUUGUUUGCGUAUUAUUUAUCAUCAUAAAUAAUUGUUUCAUAAAAUAAAUAUUACAGAAACAAAAGUCACCUUUAGAAACUCGAUGUAGUUUUAUUUAAUAAAUUACAAAGAUGAAUUUCGAAAACGUCGGUGCUUUAAUCCGAGAUUGUAAUGGAACAAAGUUACGGCAUGAUCAGGCGUGUUUGGAACUGAUUACUAAUGAAAAAAUAAGCUUUUGGAGUCAAUCUGAGGAAUGUCAGGGGUGUAUUUUGUUAGAGACGCAUAAACUGCCGUCAACGGGCGCCGUUGUGCUUCAAACCUUAAGCCGUUUGCGGUACGCUAUAAAGAAUGAGCUUGGAGUAAUUUGCAAUGGAUCAUACUUAUUCGGCGAGUAUGGACAAUAUAACAUAAAUGUCAGCGACGUGAAGACAGAUGAAUGUCUGCCUCGGAUGACAGCGGAGCCGGAUGCAGCCUCGCUGCCUAUACUCAGCGCAGUGCUCAUUCUCUUGUCUAUGGCCACGCUAUGGUACAUCGUAAAGGGUAUAGGCAAGAGGAUCAUCGCUGGCCGGUUUUAUGCUCGAUAUUUUGCAAGGGAAGAUAACGAGCUCGGUUCUGAGACCCGGGUGCUGACGACGGAGUCCAGUAUACCACGGUCACCAACCAGAUCCAGACUUCGAUCGCUUGACAUCUUCCGCGGCAUUGCUAUAGCUCUUAUGAUAUUCGUGAACGCCGGUGGCGGUGGUUACGCGGUGUUCAGUCAUAGCGCGUGGAACGGCCUCACCGUGGCGGAUGUGGUAUUCCCGUGGUUCGCAUUCGCUAUGGGAGAAUCUCUCGUCCUCUCACUCAACGCACGCUUGAGGACCUCUAUGCCGAGGAGUACUGCUUUCUAUCAGAUCGUCCGCCGGUCCAUGGCCCUCGCUAUCCUGGGCAUUGUGCUGGGAUCACAGAACGUGUCCUGGUCCAACCUGCGCCUACCGGGCGUGCUGCAACGUCUCGCCGCUAUGUACCUCGUCGUGGGUGCUCUCGAGUGCGUCUUCAUGCGGACCAGUCAGAACAUCACGCCAGGACGAUCCUUGUUUCGCGAUAUAACUGCCGGCUGGCAACAGUGGCUAGGUACCAUCGCACUCGUUGUCACACAGGUAUGUAUAACACUAGCGGUCCCCGCGCCCGACUGUCCCCGCGGAUACAUGGGCCCCGGGGGACUGCACAUGUCCACACAAGGGAACUACCUCGAGAACUGUACGGGUGGCAUCGCUGGCUAUAUUGACAGACUAAUCCUGGGAGAGUCACACAUGUACCAACACGGGGUGUUCCGUAAGGUCUACCGGACCCCUCUGCCGCAUGACCCUGAAGGUAUCCUGGGGAUCCUGUCCGGCGUGCUGGUGGUCCAGGCAGGAGCUCACGCCACCAGGAUCAUGUUGGCCUACAAUCAUGCUAGGGCUCGUAUAAUGCGCUGGGUGUUCUGGUCCAUAAUGUUUGGCGUCAUCGGCGGUGCUCUAUGUCUAUUCACGAAAAAUGGCGGACCCAUACCCAUAAACAAGAAUCUAUGGUCAGUGUCGUUCUGCCUCGUCACAUCCGCGAUGGCGUUCUUAAUUCAAGCGAUCCUGUACUUUGUGGUUGAUUUGAAGAACAAAUGGGGUGGUCGACCACUAUACUAUGCAGGUCAAAAUGCCCUAUUCCUAUACGUGGGUAGUGAACUCCUUAGAGACCAUUUCCCCUUCAAAUGGUACAUCCCGGCGCCAACGCAUCAACAGUUACUGGCCACGCACGCUGCCGCCAUGCUGAUCUGGCUUGCAGUCGGCGUAGCGCUGCACAGGAAACGUAUCUUUAUAACGUUGUAAUACAGUAUAUAUUGGCUCGGCAAUAUGAGUAUAUAACAAACAUAUAUCAGAUAUAUGGUAGAAUGACGAAAAUGUAAUCAGUUGUGUUUGAUGCCAAAUUAAUAGUUUGUACUGUCCUAAUAUUGACUGCAAAUGUAUUAUUGAUUAUUAUUAAUUGAUUAUCUAUACAUAUAAAUAAAAUUGAAGUGUCUGUUUGUAAUACUGAAAUAACCGUUUUUUACUACAUGCAUAUGAUAUGAUGAAAAAUUGUAAAUAACAUUUUUUACAAUUUUUGUCUGUCUGUCUGUCUGUUUGUUCCGGCUAAUCUCAAAAUGGCUGGACUUAUUUUGACGGGACUUUUUUGGCAGAUAGCUGAUUUUUUUUAUAUGUAUGUAAUAAGGAGUAACUUAGGGUACUUUUGUUUUAGAUUUUUUUUUCUGAAAAAUAAAAUUAUAUUCCAUGCGGACGAAGUUGCGAGUACAUACAGCUAGUUAAUAAUAAAUUUAUCGUUCAAUGUUUUAUGAAUGCAUUAAACGUUUUAUAAAACUAUUUUAGCUUACUUAUAAUAAAAAGUUUUAUUUAUAAAUCUAUGGGUUGAUGAACUAACCAUUUACUGAUUUUUAUGUGAAGAUUAUAUAAUUUUGUGCUUUAUGUUAAGCACAGAGAAACUAAAAUGCAACAGCGAUAUUUCUGCGUUCGUAGUAGUGUAAUACAGACAGAAACGAAUCAAUAUAACAGAAAUAAACCAAUAAACAGGUUAACAUUGAGUAAAACAUUCAUUUCCACAUAGUUGGUUGUAAGUAAUUUUAGAAAAGUAUUCGUGUAUUCAAUUUUUUAGUGGAUGAUAAUGGAAUGGUGCACCCGCCUGCGCUGUCGGUUUAUACUUGCGGGGCACCAGUGGAGGAUGAUAAGAUGAGCAUGAGUUAUUCCAGUUAGUCCAUCGUGACAGAUUCACUAGGAUUUAUCAGAUGGUUUCUAGAAGGAACCGCAUGGAGGUCAACCUGACCAUGUACCAUACAUUGCUAGUAAUGGGGUCAUCAGU